Adelges cooleyi (spruce gall adelgid) is the source of this 1874-nucleotide messenger RNA. Its product is annotated as facilitated trehalose transporter Tret1-like. The transcript is spliced from 5 exons. Gene Ontology annotation, molecular function: transmembrane transporter activity. The record is from RefSeq and is a predicted model, not a curated record. Gene Ontology annotation, biological process: transmembrane transport. Gene Ontology annotation, cellular component: membrane. Lineage: Eukaryota; Metazoa; Arthropoda; Insecta; Hemiptera; Adelgidae. Bases 367 to 1740 code for a protein of 457 amino acids.
UAAUUAUUGUUGUCUCAUUUAAAACGCCAUAUUAUUAUUGUUAUUACAGCCGUUAGGAGGUCGAACGUACGACUCGACGUGGCGGUUCGUCACUUAACUUAAUAAUUAUAAUUAUUUUUUCAAUUCUUAUUAAUAUUGUUGUUAUUGAGACAUAUGCGCGAUGUUUGAAAGUUUUCUUCUCGUUGUGUUUGUUUUCAACGCUAAAAUGGUUAGAUCUACACAUGAUCUUACACAAUAAACGGCGGCGUUGGCGUCUAUUAUCGCCACUGACGUCGCGUUAUCCGGAUCUCGAAAGUCUGAAAACCCAAAUCCGUUGUCUAAUACACAAUUAUAUUGAUAAUUAUCUCAUUACAUUGUUUUGGGAAGAUGAGGCACGACAGAAUGACGUUUUACGUAAGACUCGUGUUCUGUACGGGGCUAAUGGCAAUUCACCAGUUUGUGGUCGGAUGUUCGCUUCUUUUCUCGGCUAUUUUCCUGGUCCAAGUCCGGCAACCCUCGUCCGGUAUCAAAGUCGACGACCAACAGGCGUCGUGGAUAGCUAGUAUACCGUUUCUGGUGUGUCCAAUCGGAUUGAUUGUGAUAGGCGUAUUGACCGACGGAAUAGGCAGAAAAAAGUCUCUACAAGUAUCCUACAUACCAUUGGUAUUGGGUUGGUUUAUACUGUCGUACGCUCAGAGCUUGAACGCAAUAAUUAUCGGAAGAAUUAUGCUGGGCUUCUCCUUAGGUACCGGCUCAUGCGUGUACUUAUACCUGGCUGAAGUCUGUCCGGCCGCUCACCGUCCACUUUUCUUCGGGUUGAUCACCGUUUCCGUGAGUCUGGGCAUGUUCACGAUGCCAGUUAUGGCUCCGGACUACGACUGGCGGACGCUGUCGUUAAUGAACGCCGUGCUGAGCGUGACUGGCGUGCUGGCGCUGUUCGCCGUGCCGGAGUCGCCCAUGUGGUUAUGGUACACGGGCCGCGAUCAACAAGCCAAAGCAACCGAGAGAUGGUGGGGCAUGGUCGACUUGUUGCCUGUGGCCACCUCUAACACAGCACCGAAAAUAACGACGCCUGCCACAUGGUCCGUGUACUCCAGGCCGUCCGUCUGGAAACCGGCUCUGCACGGCCUGGUCUUCUUCGCUUGUCAACAGGGCACUGGGUUCUACGUGCUCAUGUUUAAUUCGGUGGAUGUACUCCAGAAAUUCCGGGUACCAUGCGAUGGUAUUACAAUUACGACCUGGAUGUCUGCAGCCCGAAUAGCUGGCAGCGUGACUUACGCGUUCCUGUAUUACGUCAACCGGACAACUCUGACGGUCGUUUCGAGCCUGGGCAUGUUCGUAGGCCUGUUCACCAUUAUAGGUUAUCUGGUCAUAUUCAACGACGUCCAGGAUCCUCCAUACGGUUGGCUCACGUUACCACCAGCGUUUUUGCUUUACGUUUUCUUCAGCGUCUUGGGUACACUUCCGCUGCCUUGGGCCAUGUGUGGUGAACUAUUCCCGAUGGGCGUAAAAGGAACAAUGAAUGGAUUGGUUUAUUCUUGCGGAUUUAUCGUGAUGUUCGUUGCCAUACAAAUAUAUCCGGCAUUAGUGUUGGAUUUUGGAAUAAUAACUGUUUGGUCGAUAUUCGCUGUAUUUUGUUUGUUGUCUGCCGCCUACGGUGCGUUUUUAAUGCCAGAAACCAAAGGAAGAUCUCUUGCCGAAAUUUUAGAAUACUUUGAAGAAAAAGAUAACACCGGCAAACGUACAUCGGCUAUUAAAUGAUCACAUACCUAUACAUAAUUAGUAUAAUUAAGUAAUAAUUUGAAACAUCACGUACUGAAAGUUACAAAUUAACACUGUGCAUUGUAUUAUAUAAUAUGUUUUUUUUAAAUUUAAAUGCAUGUUUUGUACAAAUG